AUCCCGUUAACAUCAUUUCCCCCUCAGCACACCUCUAAAGUCGCAAAAACUACCGCUAUGACCAAAGUCACUGGAUACGAAUUCUCUACAACUGGAGACGAAGUUGUCUCUCGAUUCCAAGACAGUAUUAAGGGAAAAACUAUUGUCAUCACAGGCCCAGGUCAAGGUGGCAUUGGUUCUGAGACAGCAGUGGCGCUUGCUGCAGCAGCUCCAGCUUUACUCAUUCUCACUGGUCGCACCGAGUCGAAAAUCACUCCGGUUAUCUUGGAAAUCGAGUCAAAAAAUUCAGCCGUCAAGGUCCAGUUCGUCAAACUGGAUCUCAGCUCGCAAGCUUCCGUACGCUCCGCUGCGGCAGUGAUAAACGAAAGUGUUGAGAAGAUCGAUAUAUUGAUCAACAAUGCAGGAAUCAUGGCCUGCCCGUAUGAAAAAAGCGUAGAUGGCAUCGAAUUGCAAUUUGCGACCAAUCAUAUUGGGCACUUCUUGCUAACGAAGCUUGUCAUGCAAAAAAUUUUGAAUGCGGGGCCUGGUUCGAGAAUUGUCAAUGUAUCGAGCGUUGGUCACAGAAUGGCAGGGGUCAGAUUUGACGAUUAUAACUUCCAGGAUGGCAAAGCGUACUCCGAGUGGGAAGCCUAUGGCCAAUCGAAGACCGCCAAUAUCUUGUUUACUUACUCCCUCGCCAAAAAGCUGGGGGGCAAAGGUGUCUUUGCUUAUUCACUGCAUCCCGGGUCGAUCAGGAGUGGUCUUCAAGUUCAUCUGAACGAAUCUAAUCUUCCCAAGGGUUUUGCUCUCCUGGCCGCUGCAGACGCAAAGACGGGACAAUCAUACGCUCCUGAGCCAGUAAAGACUCUGCAACAGGGGUGUGCGACAACCCUCGUUGCUGCACUUGAUCCGUCCCUCGAAGCUCACAAUGGUGCGUUUCUCUGGAACUCAGACAUUGCGGAUCCCUUACCGCCUGCCCACGCUACGAGUGAGGAGAAUGCGGAGAAGCUAUGGGUUUUGAGCGAGACCUUGGUAGGAGAGAAGUUUGAGUUUGUGAUAUGAGACAGAGUUGAUGCAUGCUCUGUACGUGUACUAAUAUUAAGUUUGAGAACCUUGGAUUAGCAUGGCUAUCGUUCUUGUGUCCAAUUAGAAUUAUUCACAAUAAGCACCUCGCUUCUGUCCGAUGCUUAUCU
This is a messenger RNA of Serpula lacrymans var. lacrymans S7.9, 1172 nucleotides long. RefSeq lists its product as uncharacterized. NCBI's taxonomy places the organism in Eukaryota, Fungi, Basidiomycota, Agaricomycetes, Boletales, Serpulaceae. The record is from RefSeq and is a predicted model, not a curated record. The transcript has 4 exons. The coding region runs from base 58 to 1041 and encodes 327 amino acids.